UGCAACGCUUCCCAGAUUAGGUGGCAUAAUUCUAGUUCUAAGACAUUGUUAUUUGUUCAGUAUAAGUAGGAAUAUUUUUAUUAAAUUGGACUAGUAGUAUUUUUUUUUUUUUUUCCAUUUUUCCUUUCUUAGUAAGCAGAGGUGCCAACUGCCCUGUGCUGGUUUAAGAAAGUCGUCCCUCCGGUCCAGUAUAUACAUAUACUGUGUCUAUAUUAAGUAGCACCACUCUGAAUUCGAAGCAUGCGUUAUCUGAGACUGUGAUCAUAUGGCUUGCAAUAUGAACAGAGGGGUUUCUUCUUCUUCCUUUACUUCAAUUAGGUGGAGUUACGAUGUGUUCUUGAGUUUUAGAGGUGAAGAUACACGUAAUAAUUUUACUAGCCAUUUGUAUGCUGCUUUGUGCCAGAGGGGUUUUCACACCUUCAUAGAUGACCGUGAUCUUAGAAAAGGAGAAGAGAUUGGACCAACACUUGUCAAAGCAAUUCAGGAGUCAAGGGUUUCUGUCAUUAUAUUCUCCGAAAACUAUGCAUCCUCCAAAUGGUGCUUGAAUGAACUACUCAUCAUCCUUGAUUGUAAGGAAUCAAAGGGACAACUUGUUUGGCCCAUUUUUUACAAGGUGAAUCCUUCAGAUGUAAGAAAUCAGAGAGGCAGCUUUGCUGAGGCAAUGCAUCAACAUGAAGUGCAGUUCAACUUCAACAUGGACCGGGUACAGAGGUGGAGGACAGCUCUUACUCAUGCAGCUAGUCUGUCUGGAUGGCAUUUUCCGGAGGGGCAUGAAUCCAAGUUCAUCCAAAAUAUUGUGGAAGAGAUCUCAAUUCAAGUAUCAAAUUGGACAUACAUGAAACUUGCUAAGUAUCCUGUAGGACUGGAAUCUCGAGUCCGGGAUAUGCAUGAGCUUCUAUGUGUUGAGGAAAAUGAUGUUCGCAUGGUGGGAAUAUGGGGAAUUGGAGGAAUUGGUAAGACAACUGUUGCCAAAGCGGUAUAUGGGUCAAUUGCUCAUCGAUUUGAAGGUAGCUGUUUUUUGGAAAAUGUGAGAGAAAGGUCAUUAGUGCCACAUGAAGGCUUGGUUCAACUGCAAGAAACUCUUCUUUCCAAGAUUUUAAGGGGUGUAGGAGUGAAGCUGAGCAAUGUUGAUGAUCCUGCUUAUGAAAUAGAGAAAAGGCUUUGGAAUAAGAGGGUUCUUAUAGUUUUAGAUGAUGUGGAUCAUCUCAAGCAAUUAGAAAACUUAGCAGGAGGAUAUAAUUGGUUUGGUCCGGGUAGUAGAGUUAUGAUAACAACUAGAGAUAAACAUCUGUUAAUUGCUCAUGGAGUUAGUUUAACAUACAAGGUCAAGGAAUUAGAAUUCUGUGAAGCUUUUGAGCUUUUCAGUUGGAAUUCCUUCAAAAAAGACCUACCUAAGGAUGAUUAUGUGAAACUUGUUGAGCGUGCUGUCUAUUAUACCAAAGGCCUUCCAUUAGCUCUGACGGUUUUAGGUUCUCAUCUUUUUGGUAGAAGCAUAGAAGAGUGGCAAGAUGCAUUGGAUAGUUAUGAAAGAAUUCCCAACAAAAAAGUCCAAGAAAUACUUAAAAUAAGUUUCAAUGGAUUAGAAGAUCAUCAGAAGGAAGUUUUCCUUGACAUUGCUUGUUUUUUCAAAGGAGAAAAUAAAUUUUUUAUAAUGGAUGUCCUAAGAAGUUGUGACUUGUACCCAAUAAUAAGUAUUGCAGUGCUCAUAGAUAAGUCCCUCUUAGCGAUUGAUAAAGAUAAUCGGUUAUGUAUGCAUGACUUAAUCCAAGACAUGGGCAAGGAAAUAGUGCGUCAAGAAUCACCCACAGAACCGGGUGAACGCAGUAGAUUUUGGUUUCAUAAGGAUGUUGUACAUGUUCUAACAGAAGAAACAGGAACAAGUAAAGUUCGAGGCAUAAAGAUUGAAAUGCCCAAAAAAGAAGAGAUCCAUGUCGGUGCUGAAGCCUUGUUAAGAAUGAGGAAUCUCAGAUACUUCAUGAAUCGAAAUGCAAGCCUUGUUGGAAACAUUAGUUAUCUGCCCAACUCAUUAAGGUUCCUUCAUUGGUACAAUUAUCGUUUUGAAUCCCUACCAUCCAAUUUUAAUCCAAAGAAACUUGUUGCACUCAAUAUGCCUUCGAGCAACAUAUCACGUUUCGGACAGUCAAUCACGAAACUUGACAGGUUGAAAUCUAUGAACUUCGAGGGGUGUGAAAUGCUAAAAGAAAUCCCGGACUUCUCAGGAUUUCCAAAUUUAGAGAGGUUGUGUCUUAGAGAAUGUAGGAGUUUAGUAGGGAUUCAUGAUUCUGUUGGAAGCCUUGAUAAGCUUGUGAGUAUGUCUUUGAAAGAUUGCUCUAACCUUACAAGGUUUCCCACAAGACUUGGCAUGAAAUCACUGAAAAUUCUGAAUAUGAGUGGUUGCAAACUGCUGGAGACCUUCCCUGAAAUUGAGGCCGGAACCAUGGAACAUUUGCAGAACAUAUAUCUAGAGUGUUGCGAAAACCUUAAAACUCUUCCAAGCAGCAUCUAUCAGUUGAAACAUAUGCAGGAACUUGAGGUCAGAGGCUGUCCAAAACUUCUUAAAUUUCCAAUGUCAACGACAACAUCCACCAUGAAGCAGUAUUUACCUGAUGACAACAAUGAUGAAGACUGCUCCGUACCGGUGUUUCCUGAGCUGACGCUUUUUCGAGUCGGAGACUGCAACAUAUCAGAAUGUGAUUUCUUGAUUCCAUUUAGUUGCUUGUCCACCCUGACCUUUCUGGAUCUAUCAGGAAGCAGUUUUGUCAACCUUCCAACAUGUAUCAUCAAGUUUGUUAACUUGCAUGGACUCAUAUUACGCGAUUGUAAGAGGCUUCAAGAAAUUCCACAGCUUUCUCCAACCAUAACAGCAAUAAAUGCAGGUGGCUGCAAAUCAUUGGAAAGAUUUUCAAAAUUAUCUGAUAUUUUGGACCAUCCAAACUCAUUGGGUUGGCUUCAGUGGACCGACUUGUCUGAAUGCCACAAACUACUCUAUACUAUGGACUUGGAUGUGGAAAAGAUGGCAUCUAUCUUACUUAAUCAGCACCAUGAUCAGGGGAAGGAUUCAUACUUCGAGUUCGGUGUUGUACUUCCAGGAAAUAAGAUUCCAAAGUGGUUCAACUUUUGUAAGCAUCCAACUGAUCCUGAGAAUUGCGAGUUUUUUAUUAAACUUCCUCCAAAUUUCAGUGGAAAGAAUUCGAGAUUGGCUUUAUCGGCUGUGUUUGAAAGCACAGAUGGAACACUAACCUAUGAUUAUGAUGAUUAUGAAAAACACGGGUUUCAUGUCCUAGUCCGCAUUAAUGGUGCUUACAUAUAUGAUGUUCAUGAGCAUUUCCUUAUUCGUCCGGGGUCAAAUCAUGUGUGGCUGCAGUAUGUUUCGUUAUCUGAUAUGAGGCAUUGGGGGAGGCAGUGGAAUGAAGAGCAACUUUUGAGCAAGUGUGAAGUGAGAUUUGUUCCAUCUAAACCACUUUCCUUGAAAACUUGUGGAGUCCAACUAGUGUACCACCGGAACGAGUAUGACAACAAUGAUCAAAACUUGGCAGAUCUUCAAUUUUACAAGAGAAAUUACGAUGACUUGGAUCAUGAAGUUGUUCAAGUUCCAAGAUCACGUUUUGAUUGGUACCCUCAACAGAGAUUGCGCCUUGGAGCCUUGGGCAUUACACAAGUGGAGAUUGAUCAGGACGAAGAUAAAAGGAUAAUUGGUGAGCAUUUCCUUCAUUGGAUCUUCAAGAAAGUACCGACUCGAUUGAUCGCUCAUGCCAAGAUACUGAAUUUGUUUUAUGUUUUAGUAUGUUUCAGUUUGAUCUUUUGUUUGUUUGCCAUCAAAUAAUCCCCUCUCGGGAAAUUUCUAGGGAUAUGCAUGUUUGUGCUUCAAUUUUACCGUCUCGGUACGUGCGUAGGUUUAUAAUUUGUAAUAUAUAUUCAUGGAUUAAGCAGAGAUCAUC
This is a messenger RNA of Rosa rugosa (rugosa rose), 3938 nucleotides long. RefSeq names its product TMV resistance protein N-like. Gene Ontology annotation, biological process: defense response; signal transduction. The coding region runs from base 266 to 3823 and encodes 1185 amino acids. Gene Ontology annotation, molecular function: ADP binding. The transcript has 5 exons. Lineage: Eukaryota; Viridiplantae; Streptophyta; Magnoliopsida; Rosales; Rosaceae. The record is from RefSeq and is a predicted model, not a curated record.